Messenger RNA from Alternaria arbusti, 330 nucleotides. RefSeq lists its product as uncharacterized. Gene Ontology annotation, molecular function: catalytic activity. The transcript has 2 exons. NCBI's taxonomy places the organism in Eukaryota, Fungi, Ascomycota, Dothideomycetes, Pleosporales, Pleosporaceae. Gene Ontology annotation, biological process: DNA repair. The record is from RefSeq and is a predicted model, not a curated record. Bases 1 to 330 code for a protein of 109 amino acids.
AUGUCGAAACAGCAGAAGGUUACUCAAUACCAGGAGCGCGUUUAUACAGCCCUUCAGAUGAUCCCAGAGGGUCGCGUCACAACGUACGCAGCCAUCUCAAAGGCUUUAAACAGCUCUCCUCGCGCGGUGGGUGGUGCGCUACGCGUCAAUCCGUUCUGUCCAGAGUUCGUUGGCGGGUACAAGGGUGACUGUGAGAAAGCACCCAGCGGCCAGAACCAGGAUUCGAAGCUGCAGCUGCUGAAGGAAGAAGGUGUCUCGUUCAAUGCAGAUGGAUUCUUGGUCGAUAAGACAUUGCUGUGGGAUGAUUUUGACGUGGAAAAGUUGAAGUAA